AUGUAUGUAUAUGCAUACGAAGAAUGCGUUCCGUGUAUCACUGUGUCAUGGUGCAUGAGAUUCUCAGUGGUAUAUAAGAGCGGAUCAGACCAUCGCGAAUCAGACAAAGACUCGACUCCGAUUUCGUCUGAGCUUGUUCUUCAAACCAGUAACAUGAAGAAAGCUGUGCUACUUUUCUGGAUCAUCUGUUUGGCGAUUGUAAUCGUCAACGCGAGACCGUUUCCUCAACAAGAAAGUUAUGAUGACGAAGUGCUUGUACCGAAAGAUACCAUACGUUAUCCAAACACAUUUUGGUUGGGCAGGCCCUUUUAUGACCAAGACGAUUACUAUGGUGGUAAUACCGAUAGGAAACCAUCUACUCUAUCGUAUGCCAAUGUGGGAGCUGGAUGGGGCCGCUAAAAAUCUUCCGAUCGAUUCGAUCGCUUCUUCGAAUCAGUUGUAAUCGCCGCGUGAUAACGUAGAAUGCAUCAUAAAUUUAUAUUAAUUUUCACGUUAAAUUAAUAUCAUAAUUCGUAAAUUAUCGAGCUAUCAUCGUGAACGACGAAACUGUCACCGCAAAUUAAUAAUAAGUCACUAAUACGUACAGAUAGUCUUGUUUAACAGAAUUUUGUAUUUUCGUAUUGACCAAUUAACAUUUAAUCGUCCAAUUAAUAUUUCUCGCGCAUCACGUGCUUCUGAAUUGUACGUGAAAUAAUACCAAACAAAACCGACAUGAAUCACUCUUUCGUAAAUUAAACUACAUUCGAUGUUCAAGAUUGAUGGAAACCCAUAUAGUCCUUGGUUGGAAGAUACGCAAAGCAAUCGAUCAAACCGACGCAAGGAUCGUCGAUCGCUAAAUAGCAGGCAAAUAUUUACAAACGCUGGGCGACUGACAGCGAUUCUAUAUAAGACAUCGAACGUACUCCGAAAUAUCGGUAGAUUUAUUUAGCGACGGCAGAGGAUACAAUGAACAAUCCAAUUUUAAUCCCACCGCUGCUAAUUUUGUCGUCGAAACUAUGCGUGGAAUCUGUGAUUCUCGGAGUUCUUAUAUCCAGCGAUUAUUAUUUGUUUCGUAAUACUAACAACAUAGUGUUAAGUGUUUAAGUUAAUAAAAUUGUUAUAUUUACGAUACAAGGACGUUUAAAAAAAUGUUUAUAAUUUAAUAUACGAAGAGCGCGUGAGAAGAACACGACUAGUCUAUUUCUGUUAAUUUCUUGAUUUCGAACGACUCCUUAGGUUUAUAAGUGUAUGUUUGCAAAUUAUUGAAAAUAAAUCGAUCGCUACAGAAUGGAAC
Bombus pyrosoma is the source of this 1273-nucleotide messenger RNA. RefSeq lists its product as uncharacterized. The transcript is spliced from 4 exons. Bases 1 to 399 code for a protein of 132 amino acids. The record is from RefSeq and is a predicted model, not a curated record. NCBI's taxonomy places the organism in Eukaryota, Metazoa, Arthropoda, Insecta, Hymenoptera, Apidae.